This is a messenger RNA of Cucurbita maxima (winter squash), 2752 nucleotides long. RefSeq lists its product as uncharacterized. Bases 329 to 2512 code for a protein of 727 amino acids. Lineage: Eukaryota; Viridiplantae; Streptophyta; Magnoliopsida; Cucurbitales; Cucurbitaceae. The record is from RefSeq and is a predicted model, not a curated record. The transcript is spliced from 4 exons.
GGUGUCACCAUAAGCCCUUGCCUUUUGAGCACCAAGUCCUCGGCGGAGAAGAAAAAGGCUUUACUCAUCAAUUUGUAGGUACGUAUUGAGGCGUCCGGUAGGGAAAUUCAGCCGAUUUUCUUGUAGAGAGAAGAUGCGUUUUGAAAUCGCGAAGAAAUUCUGUUGCUAAUUUGACGAUUUCACUUUUUUCGGUCCGAAAAACCUAACAAACUCUUCCUCGAAUCAUAUCAUCAUCUUUGAGUUGAUGGUAUUCAUCUGAAAGAGCACAGGGAAGGUAGAGGAAUAAUACGACUAUACCGAAAUUGUUUCUGAAUUAUUUCUUGAAAUUAUGCAUCCCCGUCACCGUAAUACGGGAAAUGGAUUUAGGUCUAGUUCCAUGGGAGUGGGAUUAGCUUCUUCUCGAAUCUCUCCAGAGGGAUCGGUUAGGGGCCAUGGUAGCAUAUAUGGCAAUGAUUAUCGCAACUUUAAUCAUCCGAGUGGCUUUGGGCGCGGUCAGGGAUACCCCAAAUCAUAUCAAUCAUCCCAGUCACUGCCUCCUCCGCGCAGAGGUGGGGGUUCUGUUGACAUUUUUAUGGAAGCAGGUCGCCUUGCAGCUGAAUACCUAGUUUUUCAAGGUUUGCUCCCAUCUAGUGUUUUACAUGGUAAAUGGCAAGGUGGAAGCUUGAGGAGGGAGUCUUCUGAGUUUCAGGAAUUAGGUCAACUUCGAGAAGAAGGACGAGCGUCUACUGCUUCCCCUCAUUCGGGACAUAUGGGACCUGAUUCCGGGUCAGGGUGGAGGCAGCCUCCUGAUGAAUAUGGUUCAGCAUCACGAAAUCAUUUGAGAGGCCGAAGAAGAACCUCAUCCUUCCGUAGUAGUGGCUCUGAUUGGAGUGGCCAAGGUAGGAGCAAUAAUUACAAUGAUAGAGCGAGAGCUUCUCCAGAUACAGAAGCUUAUGAGGACGCUGAUAAUCUUUCUGCUUAUAGUAAUCAACAGCAAAGUGGUGAAGAAAUUGUUUCUGAACUGCAAGAUCUCAAACCUUCCAAGUUAGGACGAAAAGGUGACACACCUGAGGAUUCUGGACCUGAACUGGUUAAGUACCCUUUGCCGGAUGAUGUAGGCUCAAAGGCAAGUACUUCUGCUGUUGUGAAAGAUCUUCCAUGUGAGAAGAAACUUGCUAAAGAUUCUGAUGAUUUAGGUAACAUAGAUUCAGGGUCUGAGGAUGUGAAAAAUACUGCCAGUAUUAAUGAAACUGAGAAACAUUGUGUGACCGAGAAACUAUCCAUCCAGAACAAAGCUGCUGAUGGUGAUCCCUUGGUAAAGCAAGAAACUGAUCUACUAGCAUUCUGCAGAUUUGCUAAGUUCCCCACUAAAACUCGCUCUGCAUUGGCGUACAAGGUUUCUAAGGCCGAUCCUAUUACAACUGUGUCAGAACGACCUUCUGAUAUUAACCCUAACAGAGAAUCUGAAAUUUCACUCGACAGUGACUCUUCCAGUUGUGCAUUAUCUGGUGCUGUAUCAGCUAAAAAACAUGAUGUUGAGCAUCUGAACUCUGAAAGAUCUAAACUGGAAGCUGUUGAGGAAACUGGUAUAAUAGAGGAGCUAUAUCCUAGAUUUGGUGAGAAGACAAGCUCUUUGACGUCUCAAUCUUUCCAGCAGGGACCAUUUUGGAACGAGAACAAGGAAGAAUCUUGCCAAAGUCCUGCCAUAUUUGAACGGACAGAUUCUAUGUUUGAGGAUAGGGGUAAGAAACGAUCUUUGGAUGAGAGUGAUGUGGUGGAGGGGAGUAGUAAAAAACCAAGAGAAUGGAUUCCGUUGAUGACUUCUAAGGAAGAUGAAUCCUUUGACCUUCUGAAGUUUGAUAAAACGAAAGUUAAUUCUGAGGAAAACAAGCCUGAUCAUGAAGUUAUUGUAGCAGCUAACUGUGUGAACUCAGUGCAGGGUUUUCAUUUCAUGAAAGGCGGGGGUGAGCAUUGUGUUGAUUAUGCACAAGAAAAGCAGCUUUUUCCGAAUUCAUUUAAGAUCUGUGACCUUAACCUUAUGGAGGCUUCUGAUAUACAUGAUAAUCACGAAAAUAAUCCGCUUCUCAUCUUCCCAUCUAUUUCUGAAACAAAAAGAGAAAGAACUCCUGUUGAUAUUGACUUGUCCAUAAGCAGUGCUCCUGAAUUUGGUCAAAAUGGUGUGGUGACUGGCAGUAAAGAGAUUGAAAUUAUUGAUUUGGAAGAUGACUCUGCUGUCGAAGUAGACAAGACCUUCCAUAAUACAGAGAGAAAGAGGGAAACUGUAUUUAAUGGAUUGGAUGGCUUUCCCAACAACGCACAAAAUAAUGGAGAUAUGCCUGAUGUUCAUGAUGGCUAUGGAAUUAUGAUUUCGGAGUUGCUUGGAGCAGAAUUCCCUAACUGUGCUUCUGUUCAAGGAGACCUUAACUCAAUGAACAAUGAAAUGCCUCUACCGAACGGAGAAGGUACUCUGGCGGAUGAUGAUCUAAUAUACAUGUCCCUUGGAGAAAUUCCAUUGAGUAUGCCAGAAUUUUAAUUUCUUUUUAUGUGUCCAUCAAUAUAAUUAUGUGAUCAAUCUACCAAAAGUGCUUGGACACCCUUGAAUAAGUUUAAUUUAAUGUGAUAGGAGUUGUGUAUUAUUCAAAAGAAGGAUAUGUAAUUUUUUUCCCACAGAUAGUGAAGGCCAGAAGUGUAUGUGGGAAAGGAAAUAGGUUAAUAUUGUAAGACAGAAUGAUAGCAAUUGGUCUUUUCUUUAGCUGCUUCUGUUUACUAUUCA